UAAGAAAUAUGAUUUCUAUCUCGAUAGACGGACCAAACGUCAACUGGAAAUUUUUGUCAAUGCUCCAACAGGAACAUGCAGAGGCAUUUGGAAGUGCCCAGCUGAUUGUGGUGGGGAGCUGUGGGCUUCACACACUCCACAAUGCCUUCAAAUGUGGCUUCAGUGUCUGGCAACUGGAGAAAGUGCUCAGGGCAAUGCAUACACUCUUUCAUAAUUCCCCUGCUAGAAGAGAAGAUUUCUGCACUUUGACCAAGACAUCUGUGUUUCCCCUAUCAUUCUGUGGGCAUCGCUGGAUAGAAAACCUACCUGUCGUCGACAGGGCUAUUGCAUUAUGGCCAAUGAUCGUGAUGUAUGUAGAUGCAGUGACACAGAAAAAACUUCCAAGCCCGAGAACAUCAUCCUAUGACACUCUUGCAGAGGCACGGAAUGACCCUCUCAUAAUGGCCAAGUUGCACUUCUUCAUGGCUGUCUCUAGGAGCUUCACCACCUUUCUGACUAAAUAUCAGACAGAUGAGCCUGUGAUGCCAUUCAUCAGUAAAGAUCUGUCUGUUCUCAUGAAGAGCCUGCUGAAGAGGUUCAUCAAGGCAGAGAUCGUUGAUGACAUCACUGCACUGCAAAUGGUCAAACUGGACACAAAUGCCAAGGAAGCAAGGGUUCACGUAAAGCAUGUGGACAUUGGGUUAGGAGCAGAAGCAAUCCUAAAGGAACGCCAGAGUAGCCGCAACAGCAACGUAGGAGAGCUCAGUGUGUUGGUAUUUAGGAAGGACUGCAUGGACUGUUUGACUAACAUUGUCAAGAAAAUGCAAGACAAGAGCCCACUGAAGUACACCAUUGUGAGGCAGAUGGCAUGUUUGGACCCAAAGAACAUGUUCUCAGACCCCGGCUUGUGCUGUGAGAGAAUGAAAGGAGUGGUUCAGAGGUUUCUGCAUGAUCACCAGCUGUCAGGAGGCGUCUCUGCCGGUGAUGUGAUUGUCCAGCAAUUUGGAAAUUUCUUGUCUCUGGAGGCAAAAAAUGAAUCAUUCUCUUCUUUCCAACCCAUGCGAACACGACUGGAUGUUUUCUUGCAUGGAUUCCUCCAUCAAUCCUACCCUGAACUCUGGGCUUUCUCCAGGAAACUUCUGCUCCUCUCCCAUGGCCAAGCAACGGUUGAGAGGGGCUUUUCUGUAAAUAAGGAGAUAGAAGCUGAUAACAUGAAGGAAGACACAGUGGUUGCUCAGAGGAUGAUCUGUGACUAUGUCUCUGUCUGUGGGGGGGUUCUCAAAGUACCUCUGACAAAGGAGCUUAUGGCAGCUGCAGCUUCAGCGAGGUCUCAGUAUCGGCUACACCUGGAACAGGAAAAGAGAAAGCAUGCGAGCACUGCACUAAGAGAAAAGUUGCAGAAGACUACCUUGAGCAGCUCAAAAAGAAGAAGAAGAUACUGA
Molecule: messenger RNA, 1421 nt
Organism: Pseudoliparis swirei
Lineage: Eukaryota; Metazoa; Chordata; Actinopteri; Perciformes; Liparidae
Exons: 4
Coding region: 9-1421 (470 amino acids)
Source: RefSeq, a predicted model, not a curated record